GUGCGUGCCGAAAAGCCACGAGGAAGACUUCUUGACUUUGCUGCUGCUGCUCCAUGGCAAUACGCCGCAGGCCUGCCUGGCGCGCGAGCGGUGCCGCGCCGUGGCCGCGGCCGCGGAGCAGCUGAGGGGCUCCUUCCAGCUCUACUUCACCGUGGAUGCCAAGCGAGCUCAGAAGAAGUUGCUCUUCUUCGACACGGAGGACACCGCCACGGUGCUCAGCAACACCCGCGAGGUCUCCGAUCCCAUCAUGGAUGUCUACCUUUGCAACUGGCCAGAGGCGGACAAGGAAGACUUCAUCAUGGACGGAGAGGAGGUGCCGGCUGCCUUGGUCUUCCCACUGAGACGUUGGUUCUUGGAUGGCCUCAGCGUGUGGUCCAUGCGCAAUAUCCAUGGCCUGUUGGAUACUCGCUACGGCCGCACCUGGCAGAGCAACUGCCGCAGCCCCAACUGGCGCUCCGCCCAGAAGCGCACAAGCAGCAGGCCGUGGCCAAAGAAGCUACCCUGCAGCGCCCUGGACGUCUUCUUCCCCCGGGUGGAGCUGGAAGUUGAGGCGCCUCAGGUCCCGCAGCUCCGCGCGGGCCUGGCCGCCUGGGCCUGUGAUCUUUGGUCCUCGCUGGACGAGGAGUCGAGGCCGACGGCGGAGCUGUGCGCUCUGGAGCCCGAGGGCAGUCAGGAAGCCGAGGCCUUGGUCUCUGCUGGCAGGGUGAACCACUACUUGCUUGGGCUGGAGCUGAUUUGGCCUGACCUCUACUGCGAAGCUAUGGUGCUGUUGUGGCCAGCGCCGCAGCCGGUGCGCCACAGUGACACAACUGUGAUCUUGAGCCUCAGCAGCCCUGGAAAUCCGGCAGUGCCGGAGGCCGCGCUGGAAGUGGAGUCCUUUACAUGCUUCAGGCUGCCGGUGCGCGCCUGGGACACGCCGCUGUGGGACGUCGAGAAGCGGCACCUCGCGCCCCGCGCCGCGCGCCGCGCCGCGGCGGCGCUGCGCCGCGUCCUCUUUGUGGUGGCGUUCAUCCUUCUGGUGCUGCUGUUCAAGGCGCCGUACUGCUACGCCACCAACGUGUUGCCCGGCACAGGAUUCCAGUGGCUUCGAAACCGGAGCUUCUUGUUGCUACUCGUGUCGGAGGUCUUCAAUAGCCUCAGCUGCUACGCUGCGCAGGACGUGCCACAAUGGCUCACCCUGAACGGCUGGAAGGUCUCCGAGAUCGAGAUCCUGGUGCUAAUUGUGGCUGCCAGCUUGCCACUGCUGCUCCACCUCAGCUUCCGGGCCCUACGGCGCAUGCAGGUCUGGGGCCCCUGGGCUCUGCGGGACUUCGCCUGCUGUUUGCCUGCUGGCACGCUCCUCCGUGCCAUAGCCAUGCACAACUCUGGAGGCCAGAGCCGCUCCAAGAUCUUCCUGGCGGCACUGGCUCUCUCCGUACUGGUGGAUGCUAUGAGGUAUACAGCCAUCCUCUCGGCCAUGAUGACGGUGCUGGGCAGCAAGUGGAACGCGCUCAAGGGCUGCUACCUGGCCGCCUGCCUUUCGGCGGCGGCCGCGGCCGCAUCGCCCUGGGUGUCGCAGUGGGUGGCGCAGCAGAUCUCCGGCAUCUCCUUGGACCUAGAGGAGGAGGUGCUGCCGGAUGAUCCAGCUGCACUAGGCAAAGCCACCAUCUCUGCAGUGCUGCCGCUUGCUUUGACUGGCUACGUCUUCCAAGUGGCGGCGGCCUUCUUCUUCAACCAGGAGGUGCUGACCUUCAAGGCACCGCUGCAAGCAGCUCCUGAGGGCUCGCCCGAAGCGAUUUCGGCCACGGCAGCUUCCUUCCGGACGGAUCUGGAGACGUACCAGGUGGUUUUGGGUGGCAAAGGUGCGGAGACAUAUGGCUGCGGCGAAGGCUGCAUUGAGCAAGCGCAAGGAGACGUGUCACGGGCCGAAGAGCUUGCCCUAGACCAGGUGCAAGCGGCCAUCGAAGAGAGCUUCAUGCGCGAGCCCUCGGAGUCAACUUCGCGGCCAACGCUCUUGUCUCCCAAAGGCGGUGCGAAACACUGGGACUCCUCGCCGAAGAGCGUGAUGCCCAUGGAGGAAGAGGAGGGGGAGGAAGAGGUCCCAAAUGAGCGCAAUGACAUCAUGAAUGCGCGACAGCUGUUGGCCAAGGGUGCAGAGGCCGAGAAGUGGACAAGUGGAGCUGAGAAGGAUGCCACCACCAAGAGUGUUGCGUCCUUCGAUGUGCAGACAGAAAUGGUCACUCCGAGCCAUGAAGAAGAAAGCUGCGCAGAGGACAAGGAGCAGGAGGCAGAACCCUGGACGAGCGGGAUGCCGGACAAGGAUGCUACAACCACCAAGAGUGUGGCGUCCUUUGAUGUGCAGAUGGAGAUUGUGACCCCGGAUGAGGAGAUGUCCCCAUGCACCUGGAGCAGAGUCCAUCAGAAGAGGAUGAGGAGGAUGAGGAAGAUGAGGACGAGGUACCAAUGGAGCUGGAGGCCCUGCCUUGCGCGGAGGACCCCAGUUUCACCUGGGCGCGACGCAGAGAGAGACCUGGCGAACGGCAAAGCAUUGACGCUUGAGCUGGUUGCGCAUAGGCAGGAGAGGCGCCGGAUCACACGCGCCGCAGGAGCUAGAUGCUAA
This is a messenger RNA of Effrenium voratum, 2599 nucleotides long. NCBI's taxonomy places the organism in Eukaryota, Dinophyceae, Suessiales, Symbiodiniaceae. The record is from the annotation of a GenBank genome assembly.